Achroia grisella is the source of this 3243-nucleotide messenger RNA. RefSeq lists its product as uncharacterized. NCBI's taxonomy places the organism in Eukaryota, Metazoa, Arthropoda, Insecta, Lepidoptera, Pyralidae. The transcript is spliced from 9 exons. Bases 1 to 3066 code for a protein of 1021 amino acids. The record is from RefSeq and is a predicted model, not a curated record. Gene Ontology annotation, cellular component: plasma membrane. Gene Ontology annotation, molecular function: protein binding.
AUGAGUGCGCGCGUGCUGGCGACGCUGGCGCUGGCGCUGGCGGCGGCGCGCGGCGCGGCGGGCGGGUGCGGCGUGGCCGAGUUCGCGUGCCGCAGCGGCGAGUGCGUGCGGCUGGACGCGUACUGCGACGAGACGGCGCAGUGCGCGGACGGCAGCGACGAGCCGCCGCACUGCACCGUGUGCAACCGCACCUACUACGGCCGCGCCGGCGUGGCGUACGCGGUGGGCGUGCGCCGCGCGCCGCGCGCCCCGUUCCUGUGCCACCUGACGUUCACGGCGGGCGGCGGCGCGCACGGCGACCUCGUGCAGCUCGCGUUCGACCAGUUCCGCGUGGGCCGCUACGAGCCGGGCGCGCUGGACGGCUGCCCGGACGGCUACAUGCAGCUCUCGGAGCUGGGCCGGCCCUUCACCGGCGGCUCGUGGUGCGGCGAGUCGGACGGCGCCGCGCUCUACUACAGCGAGACGGCCACCGUCACCGUCUCCGUCAAGCUGUUCCGCGCGCGGCUCGGCGAGCCGUUCGGGUUUCAGUUGCGAUAUAAGUUUCUGGCGCAGAGGGAUGCCGUAGUCAGAUUCGGGGCGAUGGAGGCGCCCAUAGAGCGCGGCGCGGUGUCCCCGGGCACUUACUGCACGCGAACUUACGAGGAGUGCCAUCGGAAGCCUUGUCGCCUCCAGAGUCCCAAUUAUCCCGGCAUGUACCCGAGAAACGUCACCUGUUACUGGAGUUUGCGACAAAAGGAUAUACCGACAUGUAAACAUGCCAUGAUCUCGGUUCGUCAGGAGUACUCGCAUAAAAUGCAAAUAAAACGCUCCAUAUCUAUGGCUAGUCUAAACAAAACGGGUCGCGUGGUGCGCGCGUGGCGCGAGUGCACGGGCGAGCGCGACCGGCUGAUCUUCUACGACGGCGCGUCCACCGACGACCCCGUGCUGGUGGAGUACUGCGGCGGGGACUGGCUGCCGCGCGUCACCUCGCGCGGGCCCGAGAUGCUCGUCGCCUUCCAUUCCUCGCCCUUCAGCGCUCCGCUGAGGCCGGCCGUGCCGGCGGCGCCGCUUCGCGGUUUCGAAUUAGAUGUCGACGUGGUGUUUGCGGAUUCCGAUUCACUCGACUACGCAAGGGAAGCACGUCGCUGCGAGUUUCAUGUGAAGGCAUCUUCGUCCGAGGAAGAGACAAACUCGACGCUCGCAGCCGGCGGCCGUGGCAGACGAGGACGCUUGCGAGCGCCCGCUCAUACGUUACCUCCUAACACUACGUGUACAUGGACCUUUCACGGACGUCCGGGGGACCUAGUAUGGAUUUACUUCUCCAGCUUUACACAUUAUUCGUUAGUUGAACCUCGUCGAAUUGAAAGUGGAGAACGAGACGAAGAAAAUGGUAAUGGCCCAUCGAUAGCACGGACACUGCCACCCCCGACGGCGGGGCGCGAGGGCCGCGAAGGGAGUGGUGUUUGUGCCGUGGAGUUGCGAAUCUGGGACGGUGGAGGAGCAGGAGAAGCUGGUGCCUUACUAUUAGGGCAUUAUUGUGAUGCGGCACCGGCUUUGUGCGCUCGUGCUGCGCUCGCCAAUGCUACGAGGUCACCACGGCCCUGCGCACCACCUGACGGAUACGUAUCAGCCGCGCCGCUGCUAUCCUUGGCGGCUACUUCUUUACCAGGGACAGCUACACAUCCCCUUGCGUUUGCACUUCAUUAUGAGUUCAUAGAUGCACGGCUGGAGGGAAUUCCAUUUCCGGAUGAUGGAAGGCGAACCCGUGCUGUUCCAAUUGAAUGUGCACGUAUACUAAACACUCCGGGUUCUUUCGCUUCACCACGCAACGCACUUUGGUUUGGACGUGGAGGAGCGCGGACGUUGCGCUGUAUAUAUAGACUACAAGCAUCAAGCGGUCGAAUCGUGCUCGAUCUAACUGCGGCCACUUUUGGUCGCGAACCACUGUGUUCUACGAGGGCUGAUACACUCACCGGACGAUCGACAUGUGUUCUGGAUUCAGUAGAACCACGAUUGGAGGAUUCGGAUUUACCUGAAAAUGAGCUCAGUGAUAUAGAUGAUGAUAUGGAAGUCCCACUUCGUAUUCCACAUCUUCGAGUAUAUGAGUCGCCGUGGCCAGGUUACAGGGUUCCAAUAGCAUGUGUCUGCGAUAAUAGCAGUACACCUUUACGACUGGAAUCAGCAGGAGGAGCGCUGGAAAUAGAGUUGGUGGCGAGAUCGUUGUUACCGGCUGAAGACCACAGACACAUACAGUUCCGGGGUAAUUGGUCUCGAGUUUCUGGACAUUCUCCACCGUGCGCUGCGCGGCGACGAUUGCCACCACCCGGACAGAGAGUUCACUUAGUUUACCCAUAUACAGAAAACAGGAUGUCUGAGUGCGGGGAGACUCCGUUCCUGCUGGCAGCCCGCGGCAAUCGUUCCGUUUUCCUGCGGGUGUGGGGCGACGAAAUGCCAGUUACGGUGCCCAACUCGGACCCACCCCCGUGUCAUACUUCAAAUCGUAUUCUUGUCUACGAAGCUCAUAGUUCUAGGCUGGUGCGCGCGGUGUGCCCGGGCGGCGCGGAGGCGCGCACGGUGCAGGUGUUCACGGAGGAGUGGUGGGGGCGGGCGGGCGGCGCGCGGGGCGCGGCGCUGCUGGUGGUGUGGGCGGCGCGCGAGCCGGGCCGCGCCGCCUUCGCCUGGAUGGAGGUGUGGCGCGCCGGGCCGGCGCCGCGCGCGCCCGCCGACGGCGCCGCCGCCCUCAACGCCACCGCGCACUGCGCGCACGCGUGCGCCGCGCUCGGCGCCUGCAUGGCGGCGGCGCUGUGGUGCGACGGCGAGCCCGACUGCCCGGGCGGCGGCGACGAGGCGGGCGCGUGCGGCGCGGGCGCGCGGCUGCUGGCGGCGCUGGCGGCGCCGGCGGCGGCGGGCGCGGCGGCCGGCGCGGCGGCGGCGGCGGCGCUGCUGGCGCUGCUGUGCGCGGCGGCGCGGCGGCGGCGGCGCGCGCGCCAGGACAAGCGCCUGCUGGGCGCGCUGGGCGCCGGCCGCCGCCUCACCGAGGAGCUGCUGUACGACGCGUCGCGCGCCUCCUCCGCGGCCUCCUCCUGACGCCGCGAGCGCUCCGUCGAGUACAUCCACGUGGACCGCGAGACCACGGUGUGACGGAGCGCCGGGACUUCCCCUCUCGCGUACUCGUGCGCGGCGCGCGCGUGUGUAUAUACGUAUAUAUAUAUGACGGCUCUGUGACAUAUGACGCGGCGCGGUGGUGAACCGCGGCGGCGCGGC